Molecule: messenger RNA, 2011 nt
Organism: Magallana angulata
Lineage: Eukaryota; Metazoa; Mollusca; Bivalvia; Ostreida; Ostreidae
Exons: 8
Coding region: 137-1891 (584 amino acids)
Source: RefSeq, a predicted model, not a curated record
UAAAUGUAUUGGGUCUCUGUCCCUCUGAGCGACAGUAAACACCAUUUUGAAAUCUCUCUAUGGAUCCAAUGACCUCAGAGAAGUUUCCAAUAUCAGUCAUACUCUGUAUGAGAGGCAGACAGUAAAUUAUGACAAGAUGGUCAUCAAAUUAUCUAAUCCUCAAGAUGGCCAGUCAGUGGCACUUCAUCUCCCUCUUUUUAUUGGAGACACAGGAUAUACUACAUCUGAUGGAUCAAUAACAGUGUCUAAUACGUCACUCUCCAACAGCAGGCCAAUAGUUUGGCCAGUCAUCAAUGGGGCAUUCAAAGUUUUGGUGAAAUUGAAAGUUGGAGAAAAUGUGAUACAAUUCAUUCACGAGGCUCAGGUUUUAGUAGUGACAGUCAUAAGGUACCUCCCUGAGUUAGAUUAUUUUGUCCGUCCUGUGUAUAUUAUUUGCUGUGAUCAUGAUGGAACAUUUCAAGGCCCAGAAGAUGAGGACUGUUCAGUGCAGAGUGCCUUGGACCGCAUCAAACUGGCUUCUAUGCUUCUCCAAACAUUCACUGCAGAAAAAAUGAACGACCAUGGGUUUGGUCAUAAAACUUUCCUGCUGGAGACAGAUCAGGAUAGUGAACCUUUGUGCCAUAUCUUCAGAAGUCAGUUAACUUUGGAAAGAGCUCAUUCAAUGUCAGGACCGGAACUCUGGACACAUUUUGCAAAUGAAUUGAUGACUUCAAGUUUUCCAAAUAAGAAUAAUUGUAAAUGGUUCAGUUUCAUGUCUUUCACUAGAUUUCAUCUCCCAGAAAAUACAGAAUCUCCAAGAUCUCACUCUGAUGUUCUUAAGUACACAAAAGGACACACUGCUUUAGGUGGUGGCGGUUUGGCUUUGUUUGGAACAGGAAAUUUACAUACAUGGGCUAAAGAUGUUGAAGAGAUUUAUUCAAGAUUUACAGAUAAUCGUAAAAUUGACAGAACAAAAUUCAUGGAUGACAGCGCUUACAGGGAAUAUUAUUGGGCUAACUAUGCAACAGGACUAGGGGCGGCAUUACACGAGUUGGGACAUACAUUUGACCUGGCUCACACCCCUAGCGGAAUCAUGGCGCGAGGUUUUGAUGACAUCAAUAGAUUUUUUACUGUUCAGAGACACUUGUCUGAACAUGAAAAUAAACAGUUUUCAGGUGUGUGUGAGGAAAACAACCUCAAUGGAUUGAGCCAAAAUGAAGCACACAUCUUUAUAGGAAAUCUUAAAACCUAUUUUAACCCAGGUGAAAAACUGGAUGAUACUGCACAACCAUUGAUUAUAAACUUGGAAUCAAAAUUUAAACCAAUAGUGCCCUUCAGUUUGAAAUACAGCGUGCGGAAUUACAAUGGCACCUGGCAACACCAAAUAAUUACUGACCAAAUAAAAUCUGAGGUAGAUAAUGAUAUGCAUCCUGUAAAUAUUGGUGGAAUACUUGAAACACAGUGUCGAAAAGAUAAGUGCAGUUCCUGUUCUUUGACAUCUUUACAUGUAUCUAAUACACACUCCAAUAAAACAAGUUUUCAACAAGGAUUACUAUUCCAGCAGAAAUUACUCUCAGAUGGCGGCGCCCACUGGUAUAGGUCCUCUGCCGUUCUCCUAUUUCAUCACAAGUGGUUCAACAAACAGAAACCAGUAAACCAGAGAAAAGGGCCAGAAAUAAGAGGGAACAGUGUGACAUCCAGCAAUGGACUCUGUUUGAUUGAGAUGAGAUCUGAACCAAAGGGUGAAGUGUUUCAAUUUUGGGAAUUUGAACACAACAAUUACCCAAGAAGCUUUUAUCUAAGGACAGGAAAUAUUCCUGAAGGGGCCACGCAUAUAACUAUUUUUGCCAAAGACGAACAUGGGCUUACUUCUGAAAAGAAACUAAGCAUUCAAAAUGUUUCAAUAAUCUAGAAAAUAUUUGUCUAGCGCUUUCAAAAUAAGAGCGCAGCAUUGUAAGAAUACUACAGUUUAAGCUACUUAUCAUACAUUUAUGUCCAUUCAAAUUCUAAGAUACGUACAUGAUUAUAUUGU